Messenger RNA from Andrographis paniculata, 2875 nucleotides. RefSeq names its product mechanosensitive ion channel protein 6-like. The coding region runs from base 202 to 2733 and encodes 843 amino acids. The record is from RefSeq and is a predicted model, not a curated record. Gene Ontology annotation, cellular component: plasma membrane. Gene Ontology annotation, molecular function: mechanosensitive monoatomic ion channel activity. Gene Ontology annotation, biological process: monoatomic anion transport; transmembrane transport. The transcript is spliced from 4 exons. NCBI's taxonomy places the organism in Eukaryota, Viridiplantae, Streptophyta, Magnoliopsida, Lamiales, Acanthaceae.
UCGCCUUCUUGUCGACAUUUUUAUAUUGUUUCCAUGGAGUUUUAAUUAAUGGCGAACCUUCCAUCUGUACAGUGCUGUCGUCAUUCCAUUCGAUAAUUUCAAUAAAGGAGGGAAAUCAAAAUAUCAAACCCUAAUUUUUUUUUCUCAGAUUCCGAAAAGUUGUUCAACCCCUCACAUGGAAAGACUGCGGAAGCAAUUUAAAUGGAAGAGGAGAGGAAGAAUAAGAACAAGAAAGAGCGACAGAAAGUUCUCUUCAAUCGGAAACCUGUCUCCGACGCAGCCAUGCCGUCGUCGUCUUCCGCCCCUUCGCCUCCAAAAGACGCCGUGGUCAGAAUCAACGGCCAGGAUUUACCGACCAGCAGUGGUGGGGUAAGCAACGGCCAGGAUUUACCGAUCAGCGGUGGCGGUGGAAUCAACGGCGGAGAUAAGAGAAUGUGGAGAGACUAUAGCUACGACUUCUCAAACGACGCCGUAAUGAGAGCCGCCGCCAGCUCCAAGGACUUCGAUUUCGUGACGACGGAGUCGCCGACGCUGUCGCAGCAAUCUCCGACUCUAUCGAAGAUUCCAGAAAGCCCUAGCGGCAGCAACAACCCUACGCCGAGGGACGCUCGAGUUUCAUUCGCGGGGAGAGUUGAACCGGCGGCGAACCGCCGCUCCGACGCUGAACCGGAGGAGGUUCUGGUUUGUAGCUCCAACAAUUCCUUCCGCCGGAGAUCGAGUCUGAUGAGGACCAAAACCAAAUCUCGGCUGCUCGACCCGCCGGAGGACAAUCCGAAGAAAUCUCAGACUCCGAGAAGCAAUAAAUCGCAAGUUUUAGGAAAAGGCGAAAUCGAGGAGGAAGAUCCUUUCCUCGACGAGGACUUGCCGGAAUCCUACCGGAAAAUGAAGUUCAGUUUCCUCUCCAUGUUACAGCUUCUGAGCUUGAUCCUAAUAAUCGCGGCAUUGAUUUGCAGCUUAACCAUCAACAUAUUGAAAACCAGGAAAAUAUUCCAAUUGGAGCUCUGGAAAUGGGAAUUGAUGGUUUUGGUGUUAAUCUCGGGCAGAUUAGUCUCCGGCUGGGGAAUUCGAAUCGUCGUCCUCCUCAUCGAGCGCAACUUUCUUCUUCGAAAAAGAGUUCUGUAUUUCGUCUACGGAUUGAAAAAAGCAGUGCAGAACUGCGUCUGGUUAGCCCUGGUUCUGAUCGCCUGGCAUUUGAUCUUCGAUGAAAAAGUCGAGCGGGCGACGAACGGGAAGAUUCUGCCAUACGUGACCAAGAUUUGGGUGUGCCUUUUGGUUGCAACACUGAUAUGGCUGCUCAAGACAUUGCUCGUUAAGGUUUUAGCAUCAUCCUUUCAUGUCAGCACAUUCUUCGAUCGGAUUCAGGAAUGUUUGUUCAAUCAGUACGUGAUCCAGACGCUGUCUGGGCCGCCAUUGGUCGCCAUUCAGGAGGAGCGGGAGGAGGAGGAGAGAGUCCUCGUCGAGGUCCAGGAGCUGCAGAGCGCCGGCGCGACGAUCCCCGCUGAUUUGAAGGCAAAUAUGUUCCCCAACAGCGACCGGAAACUCGGGAACACUCCGAGGAGGAGCAGCGGCGGGAGUCCUGCAGCUUUCUCGAAGGCGAUGUCGAAGAAGGAAGAUGAGAAUGGGAUCACCAUUGAUCAUCUGCAUAAGCUGAAUCAGAAGAAUGUGUCAGCUUGGAAUAUGAAGAGAUUGAUCAACGUUGUUCGGAAGGGCGUGCUGUCGACGUUGGACGAGAAGUUGCACGGCUCGGACGAGGAGGCGGUGCAGAUCACCAGUGAAUACCAGGCCAAAGCUGCUGCCAAGAAGAUCUUUACAAAUGUGGCUAAGCCAGGAUCAAAGUUUAUUUACCCCGAGGAUUUGAUGCGAUUCAUGCGCGAAGACGAGGUUUUGAGAACGUUGCGUCUCUUCGAGGACAGCGAGCAGAAGGGAAUCAGCAAGCGGGUUCUUAAGAACUGGGUGGUGAAUGCUUUCAGAGAACGAAGGGCGCUCGCGCUGUCUCUAAACGACACAAAAACGGCCGUGAACAAACUCCACCAAAUGCUUAAUGCGCUCGUGGGGGUACUCAUCGUCGCCAUAUGGCUUCUAAUCCUCAAAGUCGCGACGACGCGCUUCUUCAUCUUCUUGAGCUCGCAGCUGCUGCUAGUCGUGUUUGUGUUCGGGAACAUGUGCAAGACUACAUUUGAGGCGAUCGUGUUCUUGUUUGUGAUGCAUCCGUUUGACGUGGGCGAUCGAGUUGAAGUCGAUGGAGUUCAAAUGAUUGUGGAAGAAAUGAACAUACUUACGACAGUUUUCCUGAAGUACGACAACCACAAGAUCUACUACCCGAACAGCCUCCUCUCCACAAAGCCGAUCUACAACUACUACCGUAGCCCCGACAUGGGCGAUGCCAUUGAAUUCUGCAUCCACAUUGCGACGCCUCCGGAGAAGAUUGCUGCGAUGAAGGAGAGAAUCACAAAAUAUGUCGACAAGAGGAGCGAUCACUGGUAUCCGGCGCCACCCAUAGUGAUGAGGGACGUGGAAGACAUGAACCGUCUGAAGUUCUCGAUAUGGCCUUCGCACAAGAUGAAUCAUCAAGACAUGGGGGAGAGGUGGGCAAGGAGAGCCCUUCUGGUGGAAGAAAUGGUCAAGACUUUCCGGGAUCUCGACAUUGAGUAUCGCAUGCUGCCGCUCGAUGUCAACGUGCGCAACAUGCCGGCAAUAACCUCCACAAGACUGCCCUCUACCUGGGCAGCUUGAGAAUCAUAUACAAUGUGCAAUACAAGAGGGAGACUCUUUUGUUAAGUAAGGUUUCAGUUUUAGAGAAGAGCUGUAUAGUUAUGGAAAUGUAAUGAGUUUUCUAGUCUCCCUCAUUGAAUAAUGAGAAAUUUUCACUAGUUCA